Molecule: messenger RNA, 882 nt
Organism: Adineta steineri
Lineage: Eukaryota; Metazoa; Rotifera; Eurotatoria; Adinetida; Adinetidae
Source: the annotation of a GenBank genome assembly
GUGGCUCAAAUUCACUUGAAGUGCAAAAGUUUGCAUUUUCCCCCUUGUCAUUUUGACACAAAUCUAUUUGUUCAACUUGUUUUUGCAUUAGCAAUACCUGAUAUCAAUUCUUAUACGGUGAUGUUUACUCCAGGAUUUAUUCAUACUGUCAAACUCAUUCAGACUUUUUGUGAAGAAAUCAGUCUUUGCAUUUCUUCUGCCAACUUUCAAAAUAGUUCUUUUGUUCAAAACAAUAUCGAUGAUGCUAAACUUAAAAUCGAUUUAGAUCGAGCACUAAAUGAAAUCAUUCAGAAAUAUGGAGGAUCGACAUACCAAUUAGAACGAGCAAAUUAUAUUCGAAAAGAAUGUCUAAAAACAAAUGUUCCCGGUAUUCUUCAUCGUCUUUGGCCAACGUUGAGUUAUGCAUCUACUGUAAUAGGCGGUACUUUUGUCAUACACAAACAAGAACUCCAAUUUUAUUGUGGAGAAAAGUUACCUUUAAUCAAUUUCCUUGGCUAUCGUGCAAGUGAGGGAUACUUUGGAAUUCUUGCAAGUAUUCAUACAGAUGAAUACUUUCUUAUACCAACAUCUGUAUUUUUUGAAUUUAUUAAGGAAGAAGAUGUUCAUCACUCUCAACCAAAGACUCUUCUUAUCUCAGAAAUUGAACCAGGAAAUCGAUAUGAAGUGGUUUGUACAACUGAGGGCGGACUUAUUCGAUAUCGAAUGGGGGAUAUGAUUAGUUGCACAGGAUUUCUUUCUCGCGCAGAUGAUUUAGUUCCGUUACCGUCUGAACCAGAAGAAAUUCCUCGAAUUCCUCUCAUUUCAAUCGCAUAUCGUGUUGGAAGUCUUUUAGAUGUAUAUGGAGAGAAAACAAGUGAACAACAUGUGAUGAAUGCUCUUUAA